UAGGCAUCAGCAUUUGUUAAGCAGCUGAAAUGGUUGCUCUCCUGCGGAUCCUGUCCGCACUUCCACGGUUUCUUGGGCCAGAUGCCUUGGAGAUGGCUUCUCAAUCUUCCGCGUCAGCUUGCGACUCACGAUCGUCUAGUGCCGGCUCGGCCGCCGUUGGCCUUGCUCUGGUGCGGACCGUGAGUCGCGGGAAUAAAAGGAUACCAGAGAUGUCUUCUCAAAUGGCAACUUUCUCCCUCGGGGAUCGAUCGCGAGGCAAGAGAACAUUCACGGCCAAGGUCAAGUCAGGCUGUAUCACAUGCAAACGACGCCAUGUCAAGUGUGAUGAGACGCGGCCUUUCUGUUUAAAGUGCACAAAGUCGCCACGAGGGCCGGGAGUUUGCGAAGGAUACCCAUCUGAGCAGAAACGUGCGAAUCACUGCGCCCCGAUUGUCCCCAAGGGAACGAGGCGACCACUCGCUGCCCUCAUAGAACCCGGUUACGAAACGUCGCUAUUUACCGGACCAGAGAGGGGGUACUUCGAGUUUUGGCUGCGACUUAUCGGCAGCAUCUACCUCUUCCCCAACGACAUCAUGCAUCGCGUUGUCCCGCAACUCGCACGCCAGGAGCCAGCCAUCAAACACGCCGCUCUUGCAAUGGCGGGAAUGGCCCGAGCCCUCGUUCCGUCGCUCGUGUAUCGGUCCGACAAGGAGCUUCACAGUAACGGCCCGCAUUACGAGUUCGCCUUACAGCAUUAUGGCCGCGCUAUGAAGCUUUUGCGCAGCUCCCAGCCUACGAGCGAAAACAUGCUUUGGGCCAUCAUAUGUUGCGUGCUGUUCAUAACAUUCGAAUGCCUCCAUGGAGAUCGCACUGCGGCGUUAUCGCAUGUGAAUCAUGCCUACAAGAUGAUGGAGGCAUACUUCCGUCGACGGUCGUUGGUUGAGGAAGGCCCAGUGACAGAGUCCAUCCGCGCCGUGUGUGACGAUGCUGCAUGGGUGUUCCAGGGCUUGACAAUGCAGGCGUGGUCCCACAAUGUACUGCAUCCAGACAAUCUUUUGGAAAUCAGCUGGUGCUGUCGAGGCAGCAAACGUGCCUUCGCUGUUGAUGAGAUGCCUCCCAUAUUUACAGACAUACACACGGCCCGGCGAUGGUGGAGGGUCGUGCAGCACCACACGUGUCACAGAUGUCCUAUUUACACGGAGGUCUACGUCGACGGUUUUUCUGAAGAUAUGCUUGCAGGCGCCUACGAACGGCCUGCAUUGCUGCCGACCCAUCUUGAGACAAUGGCGGCCGUUGCUCCGGAAUUCUUGAACCACCUCCGAAAAUGGAGCAACGCCUUUCAGGCUCUAUACAACGAUCUACAGUUACAGCAACAUCUCAGCGAAGCCGAAUACCAGUUGUAUGUCAAUGCUUGCAACUUGCGCUUGCAGUACCUCUUGCUCUGGAGCCAUGUCUCCAGCCUGAGUUUCACAGACACCAGAACGGUGAUCAUCCUGACACCGUCUUUCCGGGAGAUCGUGCAACUGAGUCGAAUUGUUCUGAAGGCUCAGGCGAAUUGUCGUGGGUGCAGCGACACUUUCAGUAUGGACAACGGGCCUACAUGGGCGCUGUUGGUUACUUCGUGUCGGUGUCGAGAUACUAAAGUCAGGCAAGAGGCGACGGGUCUACUGGGUAAGUUUAACCGUCGCGACGGUGUAUGGGAUAGUAGGAUGUUCCAUGCUCUCGCGAAGAGGUACGAGAAAAUUGAGACGGAGAACCUCCUGUCUGAGGACGAGGACGAAAAAGAGUCACCCUUGCGGCGCCGAGAGUUACGUUUCAGUCGUGAUGGGAACAUGAGCGGCACACACUUCGAAUGGGAUCCUCUUAACAGUCAAUGGCUGCGUAUAAGAGAGGUUUUUUAGGGUACUCGAUGCAAGUUCUUGGCGUCAACACUGUAAUUCCAAGCGAGGUGCUGGGUCCAAAGAGCAAGGCAGCCUUGGGUGCUUGUUGUAAAUAGUCGCAAAAACAAUGGCUACCUGAGUUUCAUAUAAUGUCCACUUUUUCAUAUUUCAUACAUU
This is a messenger RNA of Colletotrichum navitas, 2036 nucleotides long. RefSeq lists its product as uncharacterized. Bases 30 to 1880 code for a protein of 616 amino acids. The transcript is spliced from 3 exons. Gene Ontology annotation, biological process: regulation of DNA-templated transcription. The record is from RefSeq and is a predicted model, not a curated record. Gene Ontology annotation, molecular function: zinc ion binding; DNA-binding transcription factor activity, RNA polymerase II-specific. NCBI's taxonomy places the organism in Eukaryota, Fungi, Ascomycota, Sordariomycetes, Glomerellales, Glomerellaceae.